AUGGAGGAUCGACGAAUGAUGGAGCAAUACCUCCUCGAGGACUUUCUGAAUGGAUGGCUCACGAGGAAUGACGAGAUCCUGCCUGCAAUCAGGAAGCACAAGGAGAAGGCGGUAUUGCCUGUGCCAGCAGCUGGGGUGCAGAGUGCAGCCAUGUGCGAAGACAACUAUGACUUUCUUUGCCACUAUUUCGCGACACUCGGUGCGAAGUUGCCAUUGUUUUCCUGCCACAAGGUUGUGCUGCAGACAUUGGCAAAACGCUAUGCAAUUUUCCCAGCCCAGACUCGCAAGCGUAUUGUCAAAGCUUGGGCAGCAACCGAAGCAGCUACGAUGAGAGGUUGUGCUGUUCAUGCUUUGUUGUUGGCACGAAGAUCCAGUGGAUCUAAGUCUACAAAGAUCCGCAUGCUCAAGGAGCUCAUCGCCUCCGCCAUCGGUUCUUCUGACGUCGAUGCGGCUAUCGAAGCGGAGAUCCAAGCCUGUAUGCAGGAUCAAUCCCAGGAUGGGUCAGCCGACUCGCAAAGCUCUGCCUCCAUUGAUGGUGAAAGAAUGGAUCAGGAUGAUCUGCUGGAGGAUCCGAAGACGAUGCCACCCUCCAUCCUGAAAGCGGUGCCUUGCAAUGUCGACAAGAUGGAGACACAGUUGAGCUGGUGGGACAGCCCUACGAAGCUAGGCUGCAAAGCUAUGAUCGAGGAGGACAAGGAGAAUGACAAGAGGGCCCCGGUCCAGGCAGCUCCACCGAAUCUUCGAUUGUCUCAAGAGAUGGUGAAGACACACGAAAAGGAUUUGGAGGAAGCCCAGGCUAUCGAAGCUGUGUCUGAACAGCUGGAGGUGCAGAAGGCGGCAAGAUUGGCUGCAGCUGCCAACAAAGUUGCAGCAGCGGCAAAGAAGCAGGAUCCGAAACACGUGGCCAAAGGGUCCAAAGUGAAGACUGGUGGUCGUGGCCGGGGACGUGGACGUGGCCGGGGGGCCGCGAACCCGAGGGACGUCGCCACAUCCUCCGAUGGCGCCACCGAUGCUCCCGCCACGCAGGCUGCCGAGAACCCGAGCAACAUCGACACCGAUGCUCCCGCCACGGAGGCUGCCGAGAACCCGAGCAACAUCGACACCGAGGCUGCCGAGAACCCAGGCAACAUCGCAACCGAGGCUCCCGAGAACCCGAGCAACAUCGCCACAUCCUCCGAUGCUCCCGCCCCGAAAGCCAAGGCUAAAGCUAAAGCAAAGGCAAAAUCCCAAGCCCGAUUCCCGGCGCCGGACGCGAAUGCUCUGGGCGACUGGUCCACCAAGGCUGCUGAGCUGAAGACUGCUGGCAUUGCCAUCCCUGCUGGCUUCGAUGGCAGCCAGAAGAGCUACACCCUGUCGGCCGCGACUUACAAUCCCAGAACGCCGGAUGCCGGGUCUAUCAGUGUGCUGUGGACUCUCAAUACCCUGUAUGUCAAUACGGUCGUCCAGACUCAUGACUUCCCGGCGAACAAGAAGGGUGGAUGCAACCUAACCCGUUCCAAGUAUGGAAACUCGUUUGCGAGCUGUUGGAAAGCUGCGAAAUUCGCAGCUGGAUGGACAGACACUUUGGGCCAGUGA
This is a messenger RNA of Symbiodinium necroappetens, 1575 nucleotides long. NCBI's taxonomy places the organism in Eukaryota, Dinophyceae, Suessiales, Symbiodiniaceae. The record is from the annotation of a GenBank genome assembly.